GGAACUCACAACCCAAAAACAGAGCAUCUCCUUCUCUCUCUCUCUCUCUCUCUCUCUCUCUAAGUUGAUAAUGUUAAGGGAGGCACAACUCGUGGGAGUAGGCCUCAUGACACUAGUCAUCCAUGCCUGCUUCCUUUCAGUUUGUGUUGCUAAGCAUCACAAGUACCAGAUAUGCAGCCCCUCUUCCUGCGGAGAUAUGAGGAACAUUUCCUACCCUUUUCGAUUACAAGACGAUCCCCCCAGCUGCGGUUACCCUGAGUAUGAAUUGAUUUGUGAAAACAAUCGUACUAUGAUAAACCUUCAUGGUGGGAAAUACAAUGGGAAAUACUUAGUUACCCAGAUCAACUACCAGAAUUAUACAAUUCGGGUAGUGGAUCCUGGGCGAAAGAAGGACAACUGUUGGAUCUCCAGUCCCCUCCAUUCCAUUGGUGCAUAUUACACUAAUUAUGAAUCUCUAUAUUAUUUGCCUCCUAAAUGGAGUGCUGCUUAUUCUCCGCCUUCUGAAUCAAUAGUCUAUACAAUAGUUUUGAUGAACUGUGAGCAGUCAAUCAGGGACGACAACUACAUUCGUAUAAUUCCAUGCAACACUAAAGGCUCUUCCUCUUCCUCACCAACAUACGCUUAUGCAGUUGUCGGAGACUAUGUGUUGGUGGGAGAUAUUCCGUAUUCAUGCACCAUCGGCACAUCUAUUAUUAUUCAACCGUUGAAGUCACUUCCAGAGCCCAGCAAUCUUUCGAUGUCAGAUUUGCAAGAUUACCUGCUUCAGGGGCUUCAGCUUUCAUAUUUGCAUCACUUCUGCCAGCGCCAAUGCGAAAUGAAAGGGCAAUAUUGCUAUGGUAUAGAUUUCACUGCGACUGCCUUUCAAUGCAUGAAGAUGUUCCCAACGCUUCCCAACACUUCAGAGAAAAAUAGGCUUUGGAAGUUUAUAACCAAUUAUUUAUUCAUUCCCUUUAUUAGGGGGUUACUUUCUCCCUACACCUUAAAAUUUCGAGGAUUUCAAGAAGAACUUAGUAAUUGCGAUUUUUACUAUCCCUGCAACACCUCCAUGAUUGGCGGCUGGAUACUGCGUAUUAUUGUCAUAGGAAGGACUAUGCUUGGGAUGUUGUGCCUAUUCGCCUAUUUGAUUUACAAGUUCCACCGAAGACAUCUAUCAUUAGAUGAUAGUAUCGAAGAAUUCUUACGAAGUCACAAAAAUCUCCAACCCAUCAAGUACUCGUAUUCAGACAUAAAGAAGAUGACUCAUAACUUUGCGAAUAAAUUAGGUCAAGGAGGUUUUGGCUCUGUAUAUAAAGGAAAACUUCGAAGUGGUCGCAUUGUAGCUGUGAAAGUGCUGGUCAUGUCAAAAGCUAAUGGACAAGAUUUCAUCAAUGAGGUUGCAACAAUCGGAAGAAUUCACCAUGUUAAUGUGGUGAGACUUGUAGGAUUUUGUGUGCAGGGAUCAAAAUGGGCACUUAUAUAUGACUUCAUGCCCAAUGGUUCUCUUGAUAAGUUUAUUUUUCUUAAAGAAGAAAAUAACACUUUUUUAAGCUGGGAAAGGUUGUAUAAGGUUGCACUUGGAGUGGCGCGUGGGAUUGAAUACUUACAUCAAGGUUGUGACAUGCAAAUUCUACAUUUUGAUAUCAAGCCACACAAUAUUCUUCUUGAUGAAGACUUUACACCAAAAGUUUCAGAUUUUGGCCUUGCAAAAUUGUAUUCAACGGAUGAAAGUAUGGUGUCUCUCACUGCUGCACGAGGAACAUUGGGAUAUAUUGCUCCAGAAUUGUUCUAUAAAAAUAUUGGAGGUGUCUCAUACAAAGCUGAUGUUUAUAGUUUUGGAAUGUUGUUAAUGGAGAUGGUGGGGAGAAGAAAGAAUGUGAAUGCAAAUGCAGCGCACUCGAGUCAAAUAUAUUUUCCAUCAUGGAUUUAUGACAGAUAUGAUCAAGGGGAUAACAUAGACUUGGGAGAUGCCACUGAAGAUGAAAAGAAGCUUGUUAGGAAAAUGGUGAUAGUUGCACUAUGGUGUAUACAGAUGAAGCCCAUAGACCGUCCUUCAAUGAGCAAAGCUUUAGAGAUGUUGGAAGGAGAGGUUGAGCUAUUCGAAAUGCCUCCAAAGCCUACUCUAUACUCUGAGGAAAUGUUAGUUGAGGAUCAUAUGAGCAAUCCAAUAGAAGCACCAAUUUCCUUGUGCAAUUCCAUGGGUACAAUUACAUUAGAUGGAAGGUAGCGUAGCAUUUUUCCACUUGCAUGCUAUCUCCUAUGAUAUCAUAUGUUUGUAAUUUGGAUUAGAUGUAUGGGUUAUAACUCUUCUUGCAAGGUCCAUAUAAUGUAAUAUUGUCUUGAAGCAUUGGCAUGGUACCCUAACAAGGUACCCUAACAACAAGCAUAUAAACAUGCAAUAAUUAUUACCUA
Messenger RNA from Vitis riparia (riverbank grape), 2388 nucleotides. Its product is annotated as LEAF RUST 10 DISEASE-RESISTANCE LOCUS RECEPTOR-LIKE PROTEIN KINASE-like 2.3. Gene Ontology annotation, biological process: protein phosphorylation. The record is from RefSeq and is a predicted model, not a curated record. The transcript has 6 exons. NCBI's taxonomy places the organism in Eukaryota, Viridiplantae, Streptophyta, Magnoliopsida, Vitales, Vitaceae. Bases 71 to 2203 code for a protein of 710 amino acids. Gene Ontology annotation, molecular function: protein kinase activity; polysaccharide binding; ATP binding.